AUGCAAGGUGUAACUACUUAAAAUGGUUCAGAUGAAGAGACGGAAUUUAUUUUUGACUCCAACACUAUCCAACUCAAGGAAUCAAGAAAUAAAAUUUCUAAAGCAAAUGAAGAGAUUAAGUAAUUAAAUGAGUAAAAUAAAGAAUUGAUCAUGUAAUUGAAUCGUUAAAAUGAGCUCCUUGAAUUAAAACACAAAUAAAACUAAUAGUUGUAAGCUGAAGCAAAUAAAUUUAAAGAAUAAAUGGAUGAUAGAGAACUUAAAUUAUUAUAGUCAAUGAAAGAAAAACAACUAUUGUAAAACGAGCUAAUUGCCAUGCAUGAAAUUUUGGAUCAAACAACCCAAAGAAAUGAUUAAAUCAAUUCUGAAGUCUUUGCACUAAAAUUAACUUUGGAGCAAAUCCAAUAAUCUGCAACCAUGUGUAAAGAAGAAACGACCUAAGGAUUGUAAAGAGAAUUAAAAUUAAAAGAAACUAUCGAUUAACAAAACAGGAAUUUAAAGUAGUAAGAGGAAUAACUUAGAAAAAUUACUAAUGAUUGCAAUAAGAAAGAUAUUUAGUUCAAAUUUGAAAUGCAAAACAAAGAAAGUGUUCUUUAGGAAUUGAGGAAUUAAUUAUAAUAGCAAUAAUAAUAGAAUAAUGAGAUUAUUAAUGAAUUAAUAGAAUAAAAGAAUUAAAACAUUUAAAAUUCUGUUUAUGGCAAAGAUUAUAAACCUGAAUUGACUAAUAUCACCAAAGAAAAUGAAGAACUAAAAAAUAAAUUCAAGGGGUUGACUUUUUAAUUGAAUAUUUACAAAGAAAAGGAAUAAUCAUAAAUAAAAGAAAUCACUACUCUAAGAUAAACGCAAUCUAACUUAUCAACUGAAAUAGAAAGAUUAUUAAAUAAGAUAAACGAAUAAAAAUUACAAUUACUGAAUCUUUAAUUAGAAAGUUAGAAUGUUUUAUAAGAAAAGGAUAAGAACAUUAAUUAAUUGAUGAAUUAAUUGUCACUUUUAAAAAAUUAGGAUCAAAAGAUAAAUUUACAUAAGAGUAUCUUUCAUAAUGGAGAUGAGAAAUUAUUGAAAGAUAUCCAGCUUAAAAAUGAUUAAAUAGCCAUGUUAUAAAAUGAAAAUAACUAAUUAGUGAAAUUAAUCGAGUCUUUAAAGAAUCAAUAAAUUGACAAUCAAGGAACUGAAAAAAUAAAGAUCAAAUAAUUAGAAUCAGAACUUAAGAAUUUGCAAUCUUUCAUUUAUGAUAGUCCUCUUGUAGUGUUGUUUAACUUAUUAGAAGAUCGAUUAUCAAAAUAAUAGCAAAAAAGCUUUGAAAAUAAAAAUAAAAUAAAAGAAUUUUGGGCAACACAAUUAAAGUAAUGGACAGAGGGAUUUGAAGAAUUAAAAUAAGCAUUUUCUGGUUUAAAGAUCGUUUUCAAGUACGAUCUAAAAUAUGCUAAUCAAACAUCGCAAUAAUGA
Messenger RNA from Paramecium tetraurelia, 1443 nucleotides. RefSeq lists its product as uncharacterized. The record is from RefSeq and is a predicted model, not a curated record. Lineage: Eukaryota; Ciliophora; Oligohymenophorea; Peniculida; Parameciidae. The transcript is spliced from 5 exons.